Solanum verrucosum is the source of this 1162-nucleotide messenger RNA. Its product is annotated as tobamovirus multiplication protein 1-like. The transcript is spliced from 11 exons. The coding region runs from base 50 to 898 and encodes 282 amino acids. The record is from RefSeq and is a predicted model, not a curated record. Lineage: Eukaryota; Viridiplantae; Streptophyta; Magnoliopsida; Solanales; Solanaceae. Gene Ontology annotation, cellular component: plant-type vacuole membrane.
UUGCAUUUUUGACUUUGUGGGAAGCAAAGAAAAGAGAACAGAAGCUGAAAUGACAAGAAUUACAGUUGAAUUGGGUCUGCCAUCAAAGUGGUGGGAUGAGAUCAAUGAAUCUGUUCAAUGGCAAGAUGGAAUUUUUUACUCUCUCUCUGCUGCUUUUGCUCUUGUCUCCACUGUUGCUCUUAUUCAAUUAAUUAGAAUAGAGUUGAGAGUACCUGAAUAUGGUUGGACAACACAAAAGGUUUUCCAUCUCAUGAACUUUGUUGUAAAUGGAGUUCGUGCCGUUGUCUUUGGAUUUCACAAAGAAGUGUUUCUGUUCCAUCCCAAGGUGUUGACUUUGGUAUUAUUGGAUCUUCCGGGCCUGCUUUUUUUCUCAGCAUAUACACUUCUUGUUCUAUUUUGGGCUGAGAUAUAUCACCAGGCUAGAAGUUUACCAACAGAUAAGCUGAGAACCUCCUAUAUUUCAGUAAAUGGUGCAAUCUACUUCAUACAGGCUUGUAUCUGGGUGUACCUCUGGAUGAACAACAAUAGCACUGUGGAAUUCAUUGGGAAGAUAUUCAUAGCAGUUGUAUCAUUUCUAGCUGCAUUAGGCUUUUUGCUGUAUGGAGAAAGGUUAUUUUCUAUGUUGAGAUGCUUCCCCAUUGAAUCUAAAGGGAGAAGAAAGAAGCUUCAUGAGGUUGGAUCUGUAACUGCCAUUUGUUUCACUUGUUUCCUCAUUAGAUGCUUUGUGGUUGUGUUAUCGACUUUUGAUGCUGAUGCAUCACUAGAUGUCUUGGACCACCCAGUUCUGAAUCUGAUAUACUACAUGCUUGUGGAAAUUCUUCCUUCAGCUCUUGUGUUGUACAUCCUGCGCAAACUGCCUCCGAAAAGAGUAUCUGCUCAAUACCACCCUAUUCAUUAGCUGCAGUGGACAUUUAUCUUCAAUCCUACAACCUUCCAAUGGUUGCAGCAAUUGAAGUUAGUGUAGUUCUGCACGAGGUAUGGAGCCGCACAGAAAAGGAUCUAGGAAGUAUAAAUUGUGGAAAGGCGCGGUUUGCCAGUUGCAGAUAGCUGUUGUGCUUACAUUUCUGUUACUUUUGUGGUUUGAAGACACAAAUUUUAGAAUUUUGUGUACUAAUUGAAUAAAGAAAAUUAGGAAAAUUAGUGCCUUGCUUCAUGUACUGUA